AUGCCCCGGCCGCCGGUGAGACCCGAGGAUCGGAAGCGGUCCGCUAAAGCAUGUGUUGCCUGCCGAGCGACCAAGAAGCGCUGCGAUGCUGCUCAACCGUGCCGAGCAUGCGUCAACCGCGGAGUGGGUGCAUUGUGUACCUAUCCCCAGCAAUCUCGAAACCGUCGGGCACACAGGCAGCCUCUUGCUGAGUCCCGACAACUCGAUUCCACAAGCCGGGACACCAGAGAACGAAACCGAACCGCUCCACUACUCUACCGACGAGAAGGAACAUCCUCUUUAGAGGGAGAUGUCACAAGCUCAGCGGGCUCAACCACGGCGGCAACGUCUGGGCCCCGGCCCGUCAUGAUGUAUACCUGCAGCGGAGAAAAAGUUUACGUCGGAAAUGCCUCAGCAAUUGCCUUUCUUCAGUACUUACGAGGAAAUCUGCCAAUCCUCGGCCCAGACUUCACCAUAAGCCAGGGAUGCCAUCUAAUGUUUGAGGCGCAGGCUCCAGUCCAGACAUGCGGAGAAUUUGCGGAUGAAAUCGACGAAGAGGAGAAAACAGAUCUGGUUCAACUUUUUCUGGAUGCAGUGAGUAUAACACUACCUUCGCCAGAGUAUCCGAGACCAGCAUGGUUGACAACAUUGCCAAUGCAGUCCAGUGGGCUUCUGGACCUCUUUGAUGAGUCCGAGACAAGUCGUCUUUUGGUAGAUAUCGGCUCUCUGAGAAUUCAGAAUGCAAAUGAGGACCUACUAUGCCUUUUUAUGAUGAUUGCAAUCGGCGCCCAGUGUCGAGGCCAGCCCGACGACGCCCGCAAAGCCUUUCGCUACUUUGAGGAAGCUCGCAAACUGUCAUUUGUGGGAAUGCUGAGCGAUCCAACUCUGAACACCGCUCGAGGAUUCACCCUCAUGGCUUUCUAUAUGUUUGGCGCAUGUCGUCGCAAUUCGGCAUUCAUGUACCUCGGAGUCGCAACGAAAGCGGCUUCGGUCAUGGGAUUACACAUGGCGGGGCAGUUCCAGUCGCUCUCGAGAGCAGAGCGCUCUCUGAGGUCUCGUAUCGACAAAAGCAUCCGCCUCUUCGACGUCGUGUGUAGCUCGAUCCUUGGUAGGCCAACUAGCAUUGCGCCAUGCUGGCCUAAAGAAACCGCGAGAGCCUACACCGAACCACAUCGUACUUUGUCCGUCGAUAGAGCUUGCACUCUUGCCACAACACUGAACGAAAUCGUUGAAAUUCUCGCCGAGGAUUCUCAACUGGGAGUUGUCCGAGCUGAACGAUUCUUGGAGAAGAUUAAAGAUUGGAGCAAGAACCUCUCGCCGGCAUUACGUCAAUGCCCACAGAGGGAAGUCUCGAGUUCCGCAAACCCCCAAGAUCGGCAAAUUGCCAUUGGAAAUAUUCAUGUUGCUUGCACGUACUACUUCGGCAUCAUGCUGACGACGCGCGAAUUCCUGAUAAAGCACAUCAUGCCUCAGCUCGACAACGGACCUUCGCUUACGGACAUCAGCCAGGAGGACAACGCAUCUCCAGAGAACAAGAGGAGAGUUGCUGAUUUAUCCGAUGCUUGCGUGGAUGCGGCGGUGUUCAUGUCAGAGAUGUGCUCUGAAGCACUGGACUCUCGCACCAUCAUGGGCAAUAUGUGCAUACUGAAGGCGUGGCUGUUCGCUGCUGGUUUGAUUUUAGCCUUCUCCUUGCUUGCUCCCGAGGUGCCCCAGUCUCGUGAGAGAGCAUUCUACAACGCUUUGCGAGUCCUCGACUUUCUGGGCCAUAUGAGUCCGCAAGCAGCACAGUACCACCGUCUGCUUUUGAGCUUCUCACAGGCAAUUGAUACCUUCAAGACCAAUUCGCCAACUAGGCACCAUCAACCACGGGCGCCGUAUGUUGAGAGAUUCCUUUCAGUCCGGUUGGCAGACAGACCUGGCAAUACCCGAAGGAGAGUUUCGGCCCAAAAGCCUCAUCCCGACGGCCACGUCAGUAGAGUCGGACAAUUCGAAACGGACGAGAAACUCGGAGAAAGUAUAUUUGGCCAGCGAUCGGUAGCCAAUUCAGAUCGAGGCGCAGAAGACGUGAUAUUUAGCCUUCUCUGGGACGGCGAAGCGACUUUGUUUCCCAGAGACUUUGACUACUAG
Messenger RNA from Colletotrichum higginsianum IMI 349063, 2106 nucleotides. Its product is annotated as Fungal specific transcription factor domain-containing protein. The record is from RefSeq and is a predicted model, not a curated record. Lineage: Eukaryota; Fungi; Ascomycota; Sordariomycetes; Glomerellales; Glomerellaceae. Gene Ontology annotation, molecular function: RNA polymerase II cis-regulatory region sequence-specific DNA binding; DNA-binding transcription factor activity, RNA polymerase II-specific; zinc ion binding. Gene Ontology annotation, cellular component: nucleus. The transcript is spliced from 4 exons. Gene Ontology annotation, biological process: DNA-templated transcription; positive regulation of transcription from RNA polymerase II promoter by galactose. The coding region runs from base 1 to 2106 and encodes 701 amino acids.